AUGCUGAGCAAAAGUAGCGGCUUACUUUCAAGGAGGAUUGUAUCACUCCUAAAAUUUAAAACAAAUAAUGUACAUUAUAAUUUUCCACGAAAUAGUGUUCGUGAUUUUAAAAUUCGAAAGUUAGUGGAGGAGGAAGUAAAGAUGAAUAUUCAUAAUCAUGUUCACUUUGGAGGCUCCGAAGAGUAUAAAUCAGAGGAGGAAUACCAUCAAAAAGUGGAUAAACAAAAUGGAAAAUUAUGGAAAUUGAUGGUGGCUUUUCCUUCUCUUGCUGUUUUGCUCUUCGUAACGACAAUAAGUAUAGAUAAGAUGACGUAUGAGGAUUUGAAGAAUUUGAAUUUGGAAGAAUUAUUUAAAACAAAAUUUAUGGAUGGGAAAACAUAUUACCUUGAGGAUAAUAAGGGUGGCGAUUUGAAAUUAGCAUCACUGUUAAAUCAUACAGAUGAUUCAUAUUUGACAAGGUUGAUCAAGGAUUAUUAUAGAGCUCCUGUAUUAUGGGGAUUAUCUGCUAUACAUAUUGCAUCCUAUACAGCCCUGGUAGCUCUUCAAUUAAAGAGUCCAAGACGAUAUGCUCGUUUCUUUGAAAGACACAUGACAGUCUCACUCAAUAACCUUUACGAAAAAAGAUUUCACACUCUAAUUACCAGUAUUUUUGCUCACAAGAAUGCUCUCUCCUUGGCAACAAGCGUACUUGCUAUCAAUUUUGUUGGCUGUUCUUUAAAGGAGUUUUUGAGUGAUUCAACAUUGUUAAGCAUUUAUUUUGGAUCAGCAAUUCUAGGUGUGUUGGCAGCCUCAAUGUAUGGUGUAUUUUUGGUGAACUAUUUCAGAAGAAACAUGAUGAUGAGAGUACAAUUGAUUCAUACAGGAAAGUUUGGAUUUGAUGCUACUUAUUAUGCAUUACUUUGUGCAUUACUUGGAUUUAAUACUGAACAAUUUGAUUUAUUUGAAGAAUAUUUUGUGCCUAGCAAUUCACAACUAAUGAACGGUAUUUUGCUGUUCCAAUUUAUUCUUGCUAUGAAUGGCUUCAAGAUUAACUUAUUUUCAAAUGCUAUGAGCUCAUACUUUGGAUAUGGAGUUAUCAGAGCGUUGAGCAAACAAGAACAUCAUCAACAGAGAAGAAUAGUGGAAAUUAAUACUGAUUAUCGUUAUUAUUUGGGUGAAAUCAAAGAAUUUAAAGGUGAUGGAAAGGGUAUUGCCGUCAAACCAGACUUUCAAUCGGCUUACUAUGGAGAUUUCAAAGAUGAUAAGUUUAAUGGAUUUGGUACAAUAGUUGUGCCACCAAAAGAAAAACCAAGAGUUUUGAGUGGAUUCUUUGAAAAUGGCGAAAUGAAAUAUUCGAAAUAA
Naegleria gruberi is the source of this 1341-nucleotide messenger RNA. RefSeq lists its product as uncharacterized. The transcript has a single exon. Bases 1 to 1341 code for a protein of 446 amino acids. NCBI's taxonomy places the organism in Eukaryota, Heterolobosea, Eutetramitea, Acrasida, Naegleriidae. The record is from RefSeq and is a predicted model, not a curated record.